GUUAAUGAGAGCAUCCAUAGCACAUCUUCUGCUUCGUCCGUCGCUACUCAUUUCUUGCUCCUCGCCACAAUGGACGAGGCACCAACUCCCACGGCCCCUUCCCGGGGCGCCAGCGAGGAGGUGUGGCAGGCCAAGCUCUUGGCGCACUGGGGCGAAUCGGAAAAUACAAAUGGUUGGAAGUUGCUCACGGGCAAGAAUAACGGUGAUUCUCUCGACAUUGAGUCAGAUGAUGCCAAGGCUAAGCUCGGUGCCUGGAAAUGGUCCACCGAGCACAAUGAGUGGGCUUUGGACAAUGGAGUGGAGGAGAGAAGUCGCCUUCGCAUGGACUUUCUCUUCAGCCGUGCUGUUAAAAUCGAUAAAACGGAUGCGACCGAGUAUCUAGUGGUGGAAGUGAAGGUCGCCCGCUUGCAUGAAGGUGCCUAUGGCUACAAGGCUUCCGAGACGUACGGUGCCAUCCAAACGGAAAAAGAGAAAAAAGUGGACGAUGCUUCUCAAAAGUGGGCGCUUCAGAUUCCUAAUGGCAGAGGGGACUACCUGUGCACCAGCCUUGACAUUCAGAAAUGGCGUGCCCGCAAUCAAGCCAGAUGCUACGCAACCAUCCUGCGCACACAGCUUGGCUCACCUUGUGUCCAGUACAUGACGAUCAUUGGGGUCGACAAAGGUGGUGAUGACCAGAGCUCUACCAUCUCGAGCACUCUUCGGAGACCAUCAUCGGGCAUCCUUGGUCGGUUUUACGCGGACAACAAGAGGAGCAACGCCUUUGAUCUUCGCAUCCAGUUGAUUCAGUCCAAGUCUGUGGAUACUUCAGCUAUUGGUGUAGACAAGCUUGCAGCGCAGCUCCAGGUUGUCUAUUUGUUUGAGGAUGACGAGUAGCUAUUGCCUUCGAACACUUUUCUCAGCACCCAUUGUGAGUCUCAUCGCUGAACCCCCAGAGGUUUGAUACAUCUUUCCACUCACUGACUGACACACUUUGAGGUGUGCGUCGCAAUAAGAACGUUCCUGUUUCUUCUUGUCGUGUUUGACACGACUGUGAGGACCGUACAACAGGUUCAAUUGACAGCACGAGAAUUC
This is a messenger RNA of Monosiga brevicollis MX1, 1071 nucleotides long. RefSeq lists its product as uncharacterized. The record is from RefSeq and is a predicted model, not a curated record. The transcript has 2 exons. NCBI's taxonomy places the organism in Eukaryota, Choanoflagellata, Craspedida, Salpingoecidae. The coding region runs from base 70 to 873 and encodes 267 amino acids.